Messenger RNA from Penicillium subrubescens, 1339 nucleotides. RefSeq names its product carbohydrate esterase family 5 protein. The record is from RefSeq and is a predicted model, not a curated record. Gene Ontology annotation, cellular component: extracellular region. Bases 98 to 1171 code for a protein of 357 amino acids. Lineage: Eukaryota; Fungi; Ascomycota; Eurotiomycetes; Eurotiales; Aspergillaceae. The transcript is spliced from 2 exons. Gene Ontology annotation, molecular function: cutinase activity. Gene Ontology annotation, biological process: carbohydrate catabolic process.
UUCAGUUUAUCAAUUCCUUCGUUGAAUAUCCUACAGAAGAGCUGGUCUCUUUGUGCUUUCUCUACUCUAUUCUCUCUUUAUUGUUAUCAUUAUCAUUAUGAAGACCGUCGUCGCUCUUUCUUUUGUUGGUGCUGCUUUGGGAGCGCCCACCAGGACCAUUGAGAACCGCCAGUUCGGCAAUCUGGGCAGCGGUUUGGGAUCUAGCAGUGGCCUGGGUGCUCUGUCUUCCCUCAUUCCCAGCUCCGGCAGCGGUCUCAGCGGUCUCAGCGGACUCGGUUCCCUAGGAGGAUCUAGCAGCGAGAGUGGCCUUGGAGCCCUUGCCUCUCUCCUCCCCAGCUCGGGCAGUGGACUGAGUGGUCUCAGCGGCCUCGGGUCCCUGGGAGGUUCCAGCAGCGACAGCGGUCUUGGUGCUCUGGCCUCUCUCCUGCCUAGCUCAGGCAGCGGCCUCAGUGGCCUCGGUGACCUCAGCAGUCUCAGUUCCCUUGGUGGAUCGAGCAGCGACAGCGGCCUGGGUGCGCUGUCAUCUUUGAUUCCCAGCCUGGGCUCAGGUCUGAGUGAUUCCACUUCCGGUUCCGGCAUCAGCAGCCUGCUUGGAGGCCUUUCUAAGCGGCAGCUCACAGGCUCGAUUACUGCCAACGACGUCACCGAUAAGGCAAGCUGCAAGGAGCUUACCUUUAUCUUUGCGCGUGGUAGCGACGAAAUGGGUAAUAUGGGCUCUGUCGUUGGUCCGCCCGUUGCUACCCAACUGAAGUCGUUGACUGGCAACAAGGUCAAUGUCCAGGGUGUGACAUAUGCUGCGACUGCUGAGAGCAACAUGGCGCUUGGUGCUAACGGCGGCCCUAUCAUGGCCAAUCUGGUCGAGACCGCUCUCAAGCAGUGCCCAGACACCAAGGUCGUUCUUGGAGGUUACUCGCAGGGCUCGAUGGUCGUACAUAACGCAGCAAGCCGUUUGACCGCAGACCAGGUCGCUGGCGCUGUGCUCUUCGGUGACCCUUUCAAGACUCAGGCUGUCGGCAAGCUGGCCAGCAGCAAGGUCAAGGAAUACUGUGCUAGCGGCGACCCUGUCUGCGAGAAUGGAUUUAACGUGAUGGCACACUUGACUUAUGGCAGCGAUGCCAAGGAGGCGGCGCAAUUUCUCAUUCAGGCGGCCGGAAUUUCGAAUUCCUCCUGAGUCAUCCGGGAUACCUAAAAGGGGUAAAUGGUGGAGUUUAUUGGGUGAGAAAGGGUGGAUAUGAUUUGUUCUGUAUCUUAGAUGAGUCAAUUGAGCCUCUCGGAUUGUCAAACUGUCAAAACCGGGCUUAGGCCAUAAGAUAUGCCCGAGCGGCGAUAAAGUUCCAAC